This is a messenger RNA of Phanerochaete carnosa HHB-10118-sp, 699 nucleotides long. RefSeq lists its product as uncharacterized. Lineage: Eukaryota; Fungi; Basidiomycota; Agaricomycetes; Polyporales; Phanerochaetaceae. Bases 301 to 633 code for a protein of 110 amino acids. The record is from RefSeq and is a predicted model, not a curated record. The transcript has a single exon.
UCUCGCGCCACCCUGCUGUGUUGAAAAUAACCGUGUGUCUUGGUUGCCGCGUACCAGAGCCCGAUCGCGACGCUCGCCCGGGACGUCGAUGCGGCCACCCGGGCGCAGGCCGUCUGGGUGUCGCCCGCGUGGGGGCACAACGGCUCCGACUAGUAAGCCUCCGACCGCUGCGCGCCCUCGCCUGCCUGACUGACUGACCGCGCACACCUGUCUGCGUCUGCCGCGUCCCCCAGCUACCUCUGCUUUCGCAGCAAAACUUUGCGCACCGCCGUCUACACCGCCUCCUUCACGAUCCUCGACAUGGCUUCCCUCGCGCCCGCGGCGGCGGCGGCGGACAACCAGACGACGACGGCGCGUGCGCUGUACACGCCCUACCUCACGCUCGUCCUCCCGAACACCACGCUCGUCUCCGCGCUCGCGCCGCAGCCGCGCACGAGCGCGCUGAGCCCAACCGCCACGCCCGUGAGCGCCGACGAUGAGAGCGCGUACCGCCGCGCACACGAGCCGCACGGUGCCAGCAGCAGCAGCGGCGCGGCGGGCGGACGACAUGCCGUCGUCGACUUUGAGCGGCUCAAGUUCCGGCUCGUGUUCAUCCUCUGGCCGGCCGUGGUUGGGCUCACCAUGGCCAUGUAGAUAAUCCCUUGUCCCGGACCGUCUGGGACUGGCCUGUGUUUUUUGGACAAGUUCGGACACACUACU